Molecule: messenger RNA, 674 nt
Organism: Photinus pyralis (common eastern firefly)
Lineage: Eukaryota; Metazoa; Arthropoda; Insecta; Coleoptera; Lampyridae
Product: tyrosine-protein kinase Fer-like
Exons: 2
Coding region: 226-651 (141 amino acids)
Source: RefSeq, a predicted model, not a curated record
GUUUAAUUUUCUCUCACUCGCAAACAAUGGGUUCAUUAAACAUAAAAGGUAGUGUAUUUCUUUGUAAACAUGAUUUAUUAUGGAAGAAAUUAAAAAUUAAAUUAUGUAAUAACAUAUCAUUUUAAGAAAAUUGUGUUAACAGGUUUCGUGAUUUGAUUUUAGAAAUUUUUCAAAUGUAUUCAAAUAUUACUUAAUUACUUGGUGGGUGCGUACAAAAAAUAGAAAAUGGGAUUUUCGACGAACUUGCAAGGGCGCAGCGCGCACGAAGCACUUCUUUUACGACAAGAUGCCGAGCUACGACUUUUGGAAACAAUGAAGAGGUGCAUGAUUUUAAAAGUGAAAUGUGAUCGGGAAUAUGCAGUUGCACUUAGUGCUGCUGUUACUCAGGGGCUGAAGAUUGAUCGAAGCGACGAACUUUCGGGUAGUUUAGUUGUGUCCGCAUGGAGAAGUAUGAUGGAGGAAUUCGAGAAUAGCAGUAAAUUAAUAAAACAAAACGCCGACAAUAUCGAGAGCAAAACGUUGGACGCGUUAAAUACCAUGUAUGCGGAAAAGAGGAAAGCCAGAAAGCAAUAUCAAGAAGAGCAUACCAGAAUAUCGCAUCAGUUUACACAUGUGAGUAAACUUUAUUUUUGGUGCGGUAAAUUUAGAUAAUCGGCUAAUAUGUGUUUAUAAAA